UCGAUGGUGCUCUGGAAGUUUCUCAGAACUACCCGUCAGUUGUAGUGAUCGGAACGUGGAUCGUCAUGACCAUGUCAACUAACAUUCUAAUCUAACCAACCUGGUAAACAGCGUGGACGUCUGCUGAAGAUUGCAAGCGUGACAUGCCGAAAUACUCAGAUCUUUGGAUGCACUGUCGACAUUUACCUUAGAGUUAAGCUUCCAGUAUCUUUCGGAAAUGUUUGGAUGUCUAGUAGCUGGUAGAUUGGUUCAGACUGACGCUCAGCAGGUGGCCUCCGACAAGUUUGUGUUCAACCUGCCGGACUACGAGAAUGUGAACCACGUGGUGGUGUUCAUGCUGGGCACUGUGCCCUUUCCCGCGGGCAUGGGGGGCGCCGUGUACUUCUCCUUCCCCGACUCCACGGGAGCGCCCGUGUGGCAGCUGCUCGGCUUCAUCACCAACGAGAAGCCCAGCGCCAUCUUCAAGAUCUCCGGCCUGAAAGGAGGCGUAGGUGGAGAGCACCCCUUUGGAAUGAUGGCAAUGCCCCAGGCGGGCAUGUCUGUCGCACAAGUGGGCGUGUCCGUCGAGACCCUGGAUCAGCUGUCACAGCAGACGCCAGUGUCAAGCGCCACUGUUUCCUCGGUCGACUCCUUCACACAGUUCACUCAGAAGAUGCUAGACAGCCUGUAUAACUUCUCCUCAUCCUUUGCCGUGUCUCAGGCACAAAUGACCCCCAACCCUACAGAGAUGUUCAUCCCCGCCAGUUCCAUCCUCAGAUGGUAUGAGAACUUUCAAAGGAGAAUGGCACAAAAUCCAAACUUCUGGAAGACGUGAUUGGCUGAGGCUGUUUUAAAAGUGACCGACGAAAGAGAAGAGACCCCCCCCCCCCGCAGAACUGUGUGCCUUAAUGGGGGCAGGACAAGUUCUGUGUGCUGCAGAGACCCUCAGAACCUCAAACACAAAGUCCUUUUCCAGCACUGUUUAUACGGAGCUACACAUCCUCUUUGCAUGCUGCCAA
Molecule: messenger RNA, 998 nt
Organism: Megalops cyprinoides (Indo-Pacific tarpon)
Lineage: Eukaryota; Metazoa; Chordata; Actinopteri; Elopiformes; Megalopidae
Gene: hikeshi
Product: heat shock protein nuclear import factor hikeshi
Exons: 5
Coding region: 218-814 (198 amino acids)
Biological process (GO): protein import into nucleus
Cellular component (GO): cytosol; nucleus
Molecular function (GO): nuclear import signal receptor activity; Hsp70 protein binding
Source: RefSeq, a predicted model, not a curated record